This is a messenger RNA of Ruditapes philippinarum (Manila clam), 1637 nucleotides long. RefSeq lists its product as uncharacterized. Gene Ontology annotation, cellular component: extracellular region. The transcript has 2 exons. The coding region runs from base 109 to 714 and encodes 201 amino acids. The record is from RefSeq and is a predicted model, not a curated record. Gene Ontology annotation, molecular function: cytokine activity. Lineage: Eukaryota; Metazoa; Mollusca; Bivalvia; Venerida; Veneridae.
AAAUAUGUCUAGUUCAUAGUUGUCUGUAUCAUUUUACGAUAAGGAACAGAGAGUCAAACGUUGUCUAUCAAACAAAGCAAUAGAACAAUUAUAUAUAUAUUUAAAAUUAUGUUCUUUAACCACAUUAUGAUGUUAGAAGCUGUUAUCGUCUGCGCAAUUUUUGUUCAGAACACGUGGAGCGUUCCGAUCCAUAAACAACCGGGGUCGAGUUUGCAAGAAGAUUUGGAAAGGCAUAAACGGUCAGAUUACACCGUUGAGUUUAAAAUGAAUAGUGAAUCACAUCAAAACUUAAAGGAAAAUAAAACCUUAAACGAAAUUGCCGAUGCCAGUGUGCAGGACUUUAAUAACGAUCUUGUAUGUCCAGAUGAAGUUUCAACAAGAGCAUCCGACCCGGUACACAAAAGGUCAAGUUGUCCCUGGUACUACAAAGUAACACAUGAACCAAGGAGAUGGCCAGUUACCAUUAUUGAGGCAGAAUCACUCUGUCCCUAUGCCAUUGGUUCAAACAAAGGAUUAGAGUGCACUCCAGUGACACAGGCCAUGUCUGUGCUGAUUCAGGACACUCAAAAAGACUCACAGGGGUUGUACGUAUGGAAGCAGAAAACUAUUCAAAUCGCUGUAGGCUUUACAGCAUCUGGUAGACGUAUUGCUGAAAGCCAAACGCCUUCACCUACCACAGUCGCACCAAAUGAUGAGCCAGUAUGGGCCAAAUAAGAUAUUUGGGAUUACGACAGUACAUCAUUGCCAGUAAGGCAUUUUGUCCAAGUUUAUGGACAUAUAUGUUGGGCCAUACUGGCUCCCUAUGAUAAUAAUGACACAGUGUAAGGUUGUACAAUACUUUAUUUAGAUUUAUAGAAACAAAUGUGUUCAGAGACUUUUUCUUUUACAAUAUAGUUAAAGUUCAUAGCAUUAUGGUACAUGUGAUGUUUAACAUUUUUAUUCUUAUAAUAUUUUACAUAUAUACAUUUAUACACCCUUAUUUCGCUCGUUUGAUAUUUAUGCAUUUAUUAUAAAUGAUGUGCAUUUUCUCUCUUUAAAGAGUGGAGAAUAUUACUUGUGGUUUUAUUUUAUAAUGAUAACAAUUAUUAUUAUCAUUAUUAAUGUUAUCAUUAUUGCAUUUCUUAUACAUUUAUUCUACAAAAGCUGAGGCACUCAGAACAAAUUUCAAAUUAAUUUACACUUUGAACAUAUCAAUCAUUCCUACUUUAUUGGGGUUUUUAAUUGACUUUUUUAUAUAAAUUAUUUUUAUUUCAUUUAAUCCUAUCUUUUUGAUUUUUUUUUAUUAUUUAUUUAUUUAUUUAUUUUGGAGGGGGACUAUUUAAGGACGAAUAAGUGUUAAAUUGUAAGGAUGUCAGUUAUUUAUUUGCGUAAUUCCUAUUGCUAGAAAGUGUACGGGUUAUUGUCAUUUAUUUGCGUUUUUUUAUUAUUAUUUAUUUGCUAGAAGUACAGUAUUUAACGAUGUGCGUUUAGUUUUUGUCGGUAUCUUGAUCUUUAAAAAAUAUACUGUUACAUGUGCAAUACAUAUUUUCUUAUUUAUGUUUUACAAGUUUUUGUAUUUACAAUUUACUUUAUUUGUUAGAUUUAUUUAUUUAUUUUUAAUGUUAAGUUUGAAAUAAAAAAAAAUGAUUUAAAUGUUU